GGAGGGGCGGCUCAUAAUCCCCGGCCGGCCCCGCUCUUAGCCGUGUCGGAUUCUGCUUCCCCGCGGCGUCCCGGAUCGUUCUCGCAGGACCAGGAUGCCGGGCCUGGUGGUCGCCGCUCUCCUGCUGCAGAGCAUCGCCGGCUCGGGCGCGUUCGCCGCAGGGAGGAGGAAUGUGGACCCCGAAACGAACAUGAACAUCAGCGAAAUUAUCACCUUCAGGGGAUAUCCUAGUGAGGAGUAUGAAGUGACGACAGAAGAUGGGUAUAUCCUUUCCAUUAAUAGAAUUCCUUAUGGAAGAAAAGGCCAUGAGGGAAGCAAAGGUCCAAGGCCUGCUGUGUUUCUGCAGCACGGUUUGCUUGCAGAUGCCAGCAACUGGAUCACAAACUUAGAUUACAACAGCCUUGGCUUUAUGCUGGCAGAUGCUGGCUAUGAUGUAUGGCUGGGAAACAGCAGAGGGAACACCUGGUCCAGGAAACAUACACACUUCACAGUGAAACAGGAAGAAUUCUGGGUUUUCAGCUUUGAUGAAAUGGCUAAGUAUGACAUUCCAGCCUCAGUGGACUUCAUUUUGGCAAAAACUGGCCAGGAACAAGUAUUUUACAUUGGCCAUUCACAAGGCACCACAAUGGCUUUCGCUGCUUUUUCAACUUUGCCACAGCUGGCUAAGAAAAUCAAAAUGUUCUUUGCCUUGGCACCAGUAGCUACAGUCAAGUUUGCCACUAGUCCUCUGGUAAAAUUGGGAGUGUUUCCUGACCUGCUACUCAAGGACAUGUUUGGAAAGAAGCAGUUCCUCCCGGAGAAUUCUGUGCUGAAGUGGCUUGCUACUCAUGUUUGCACCCACAGAAUUCUUGAUGACCUUUGUGGCAACUUAUUCUUUCUUCUAUGCGGUUUUAAUGAGAGAAACUUGAAUAUGAGCCGAGUGGAUGUGUAUUCAACACAUUGCCCUGCGGGAACAUCUGUCCAAAACAUGAUCCACUGGAGCCAGGCUGUGAAAACUGGGGAACUCAAAGCUUAUGACUGGGGAAGCAAGGCUGCAAAUAUGGCUCACUACAACCAGUCUACUCCCCCUUUCUACAAAAUAAAAGAGAUGACUGUGCCAACUGCAGUGUGGACUGGUGGACAGGACUGGCUGGCAGACCCAAAAGAUAUUGCUAUGCUGCUCACUCAGAUCACAGAUUUGGUUUACCAUAAAAAUAUUCCAGAAUGGGAACAUUUGGAUUUCAUCUGGGGCCUUGAUGCACCUUACCGCAUGUACAAUGAAAUAAUUAACAUGAUUAGGAAGCAUCUCUAAACUGGCAUAGUAUUUCAGAGUAUUACAAGAAUUUGCCUUUUUUUUGAAAAAUACACUUUUCUGGCAGUAAUGCUACAUUGUUUAGUAUGAUGCAUUUUUAAAAUGCCAGCAAUGACUAGUGAAUUGGAUUCAUAUUUCAUUGAUGUUUUUCAGUAUUAUUUCUCUCUCCUCGUAAUAUUCUGCUGAUUUUGCACACAGUGGCAUGGUACUCAAAACACAGCAGUAGGACGUAGCACAAAAGGAGUAUGUCACUUGCACAUGAAUUUAGUGACAUGUCUGAAAGACAAGUUAGUCCGUUCAGCACAUCAGAUGCUUGAAAAUUAAAACAACAAGUAUUUCAUUGUGCAUAAAACACUGUCCUUUCCCAGUAUGUUGUUAUUUCUCAGUACCUUUCAUGAGUACUCUGUGUACUACAUUGACCCAUUUGGUGCUGGCACUUUACAAAGCACUUAGUAACUUUUGGCUGUGUUAUUAUUUUAGCCAUCACAUGAAAGCUAGCUACAUCAGAUUACUUGCAUUUUCAAUGCUGCCCAGAAGAACUAUCAUGAAGCGAGAGAUGACAACUGUCAGUUAAAAUUCCUAUUUUGGGACUGAUUCAUUGCUGCAUUUUCUUGAUUUAAUGGUGUCCCUUUCAUGUUUCACAUACCAGCUAUGGAUACAGGUCAUUAUUUGCCCUCACAGAUUACUGGAACAAGGGUAGUGGUUCAAAGAAAACCACUUUCAGUUAACUUUGUCAAUAGGUCGUGGCUUUCAAGGAGAAUGAUGUAACAUAUACUUGCAUUUUGCACUGACCACUAACUAGAAAACAAGCUCUCCCAGUAAACUAAUGGUGGGAGAAGAGCCAAAGCAUUAAUUCCACAGUUUGAGUGGCUUCAUUUGUGUGGACUUUCCCCCUUAAUCAUGUGCUGCUUUGAAGAUCAAUUUACUUCUUAACUGUUUAUGUGGUGCUCCCCACCAGUGUGUUGAAGAACUGUACAACAGCCUGGAGAAGUCUGACAGUAUUAACAGCAGUUCCAUUUGUCUCAGUUUCCACUUCAAACUGGGGCUAAGCCCCCAUUUAAUGGGGAAGAGGAUUCACAUCUGCCUCAGAGUUCUUACUUUGGAGGUCUUUCUAUUGACUAUGCAGAGGACUUUUGCUUCUCUGAGAUGCCUGUAAGUUCCAUGCCAAAUGAAAAAUCUCCAGAGCUGUUUGCCUCAGUGCAGGUGAUUUCUGUGCCAUGGUUGAAUUCAACCCAGAUUUCUGUCAGUAAUUCCAACAGGAUAAAGAGCCUUUCUACACGGUAUAGGAAAUUGUGCAUUUUAAACUGAACCACGCUUUUUUUAAAAAAAAAAAAAGGAAAAAAAAGGAAAAAAAAGGCAAAAAUAUACAUAAGCCAUAAAUUAGGGCUUAUUUGUUUCGAUUUAUUUUAUUACUAACUCAGACUCAGGGAGAUGUCACGUGUUGUUUAAGGAAAAAGUGAUUCACUGGUUCAGGAUAUCUUGGUUGCAAUUCCUAGCAGGACCUCUAAGUUUGCUUUAUAUUUGUAUCAGCUAGAUUUGCUUCACCUUGCUGUGCUGAAAGGAAGCUUCUGUAGGAAUCCAAGGUGGCUAACUUAGCAGUUGUGAGAGUAUGUGUUAUGGCAAGAACCAUGUGCAUCAUGUUUGUUAAGCUUGAGGUAUUUCAAUAAACAUGAGAUCUGCUUGGCA
Myiozetetes cayanensis is the source of this 2977-nucleotide messenger RNA. Its product is annotated as putative lysosomal acid lipase/cholesteryl ester hydrolase. NCBI's taxonomy places the organism in Eukaryota, Metazoa, Chordata, Aves, Passeriformes, Tyrannidae. Bases 95 to 1291 code for a protein of 398 amino acids. The record is from RefSeq and is a predicted model, not a curated record. The transcript is spliced from 9 exons. Gene Ontology annotation, molecular function: hydrolase activity, acting on ester bonds.